AUGCCUCGUCCGGACCCAAAACCUGACGAGUCCAAAGAUACCAAUGUGUCUCACUCGGCGCCAUCGCGCGCCCAGCAGCAGAAGCAGAAGCAGAAGCAGAAGCAGAAGCAGAAGCAGAAGCAGAAGCAGAAGCAGCAGCAGCAGCAGCAACAGGACCAACAGCAGCGACCUUCUUCCCGACACCUGUUUACAUUCACCACCUGGCGCCAUUCCGGCCUCUUGGUAGCUGGCCUGAUCGCGGCCUUGUUCGUCGGCGCCCUGAAGACAUCAUUGGCCGUUCUCCUGGGCAAGAUAUUUGCUGUCAUUGCGGCCUUUGGAUCAGGGCAGGUGACAGGCCAGGAUACACUCUCCCAGGUGUCGUCAUGGUGCGUACUGCUAGUGGUUGUCGGCGGUGCAGGGUGGCUCGUCAACUUUGCCUUUAUGUUCUCGUGGGUUGCCUUUAGCGAGCUGCAGGCUCGAACCAUCCGCGGUCGCAUGUUUCGUGGCUUGUUGAGGAAAGAGAUGGAGUGGUUUGAUGGCCAGCAAGACGGCGUUGCCAGUUUAUUGGUGCGGGUGCAGACGUACGAUCAUCCCCAGAGUCUCAUAUCCCUCCCUGAUCUUCAGCGGCUGACGUACCGGCGCAAUAGGCAGACCAGAGAGUUGCAGAUAGCCUCUUCGAUGGCCCUAGGCUCACUCGCGGCGAAUGUCGCCACCUCGAUCGCAAAUCUUAUCGUCGCCUUCUACACAUCCUGGAAGCUGACCCUCAUGCUUCUCGCAACCAUUCCCGUGUCCGUCUUCAUCCUGAGCCUCCUAAGCCGCCCGCUCAAGCCAGCAAUCCAGGCCCAGAAGCAACUACUCGCGGAAGCCUCAAAGUACGCCAUAUCGGCCAUCUCUGCCAUUGACCUUGUCAAGGUCUUUAACGGGGUCGAUCACGAGACAUGGCAGUACUUCGGCGCCGUCCGACGGGCCACGCAGAAGUAUAUCAUCCAGGCCAGAGCUAGCGCCUACCAGUUUGGCUACGUCAAAUUCUGGAUGGAGAGCAUGUUCGUCGUCGGCUUCUACUUUGGAGUCGUGCUCGUCAGUCAGGGCAUGAGCCCCGGCAACGUCAUGACCACGUUCUACGCAGCCCUGACGGCACUUCAGGCAAUCGAGUCUUUCGUACCCAUGUAUAUGAUCCUGGCAAAGGGUAUGUCUGCUGGGCUGGCGCUUGACCAGAUCGCGAACGAUGUCGAGGGCGGGCGCAAGGUACAUCGCAUGAUGGGGGGCUACACCUCGGACGCGUGCACAGGUAACGUUGAAAUCCGGAACGUUAGCUUCGCUUACCCGUCGAACACUUCCAAUAUUGUCCUGAAGGACUCGUCGUUCGUCUUCCGACCUAGCGAACUGUGCUUCAUCGUCGGAAGGAGUGGCUCUGGGAAGAGCACACUGGGAAACCUACUGUUGAAGUUCUACGAGCCCCUCGGCGGCGAAAUCCUCAUCGACGGCCAUGCGCUCCGGACUUUAGAUGUCGACUGGCUGCGGACGAACGUCACCCUGAUUCAGCAGACGAGUGUGCUCUUCAACGACAGCUUCUUCAUGAAUGUUGCCUUUGGCCACAGAAAGCCAACGCGGGUGUCCAAGGAAGAAGUCAAGGCUGCGUGUGAAACGGCACUGCUCCAGUCGACCAUGUCCAGCCUUCCCAAUGGGCUCGACACACAUGUUGGCAAUGGCGGACACAACCUCAGUGGAGGUCAGAAGCAACGGCUGGCCAUCGCCAGAGCCAGGCUACGAGAUCCUCCCGUACUCAUUCUCGAUGAAGUCACCAGUGGACUCGACCCCGUCAGCCGAAGUCUCGUCAUGGAAGCCAUCAGGAAAUGGCGUCGCGGCAAGACCACCAUCAUCAUCACCCACGAGGUUGCGCAGAUCAAGGAUCAAGAUUUCGUGUACGUCAUGGACGACGGUGCCAUUGUGCAAGAAGGUUUCGGUCGAGAUCUGCAGCAGCAAUCAGAUGGGCUGUUUGCGCAGCUCGUCGAGUCUUCUACAACGCAGCCGGUUAUGGUUGACGAUGCUGAAGACCAAGCCCAGCCUCGAUCGAGGAGUACUGCCACAACCAACUUUUCUCGACCUCUCAGUGAUGCUUCACAAAACGUACCCCGGCUAUCAGGCUACAUGUGGCCUGAGAAAGCUGGGGGAGACGAUGAAUCCCUGCCUCGUGCGACCAACAGAGCUACGAGAACCACUAUGGGAAUGGGAUUCUCGCAGCAGUGGACCGGGAACGGACGUGCUCAGAGACAGACACAGGCGGGCGAGCCGAAGGCAGGAAAUGGCCUGUCACGUAUGAUGCAGGCGAUCAGCAGGCGGUUCUCCACGGCCCGAGUGGCCCCGCAUUACCGGCUGCCAUCUCUCGAGAUUCCGGAUGGUCGGGCCCCUCACGAGGCGACACAUAGGCAAGGGAGUUUCGUGAGGCUCCAGGAGCUAGGUGAUACGGUGCGGAACAACCGUCGCGGCUCUUUGUCUGGCGAGCGCAGACACGUGCGUGCAACUAGUAGUGCAAUGGCUGGCCCCUUUUCCAAGGUCGAAGACACUCAGGGCCGUGACGCACAACCACAAAAGAAAUCGGAACUAUCUCUGUGGUCAAUCUACAAGACCGUCUGGCCGUGCCUCGGAUUCAAGGAGAGGGUCUUUAUCGUCAUCGGACUCGUCAUGUCCAUAGCUGUGGCCGGCUCUGUCCCAGCCUUCUCCAUCGUAUUUGCGAACCUACUCGCCGCUCUCUACAAGACUGAAGACCGGUUGGCGGCGGGCCAGAAAUGGGCCUUGAUCCUGUUGGCCAUCGCCGUCUCUGGGGCCAUCGCGACCUUCCUGAGUCAUUACCUCUUGGAGUGGGCAGGGCAGGCCUGGGUCAACGAGCUGCGCAUGCAAGCCUUCAACCGGAUCCUGCGCCAGCCAAAGCCCUGGUUCGACAAGCCCAAGCACUCGUCCAGCCGUAUCAACGAAUGCCUGGACCGCAACGCAGAGGAGAUGAGGAACCUCGUCGGUCGGUUUGCGCCGCUGCUUCUCGUUGUCGUCUUUAUGAUUCUCAGCUCUGUCGUCUGGGCGUUGGUCAUCUCCUGGAAGCUCACCCUCGUGAGCCUCGGGAGCGGGCCCUUCCUCAUCGCGGCGACCAAGGGAUACUCUGUCGUGUCGCACAGGUGGGAAUUGCGAUGCAACAAGGCUGCCGAUGCGACCAGCGCCAUCGUCCACGAAACAUUCACCAACAUUCGCGUCGUGCGUGCUCUCACACUCGAGAGAUUCUUCACCAAGAAGCACGCCGCGUCGGCGCAGAACACGUUCAAGCUCGGCGUGAGGAAGGCCUCCUACACCGCCGCCCUCUAUGCGUGCUGGCAGUCCAUGUUUUCGUUCAUGAUGGCUCUCAUCUUCUGGUAUGCGACCGUCCUCCUCGCUAUCAACAAGGAGAUCACCGUCCAGGCCAUUCUGCAGGUGGUCAAUCUGCUCGUCCUGGGCCUCACCACCGCUUCGAACGUCCUGAACUCGGUGCCUGGCAUAGCUGCGGCCCAGGCAACGGCGGCCCAGCUCUUGUACUACGCCAACCUGCCCACGCACGCGUCGCACGAGAUCAAAGGCAGGAAGAUGCUCAUGAACCCGUUCCCGAUCCGCAUGAAUCAGCUCUCAUUCACCUACCCUUCCGAGCAGAACCAUCCCGUGCUGCGCAAUCUCACACUGCAGUUUGAAGCAGGCACAUCGACCGCAGUAGUCGGACCUUCGGGCUGUGGCAAGAGCACAAUCGCCUCUGUCAUUCUUGGUCUGCACAUGCCUGAUCCUGCUAGCCAGCAGCCAACGGGUUGGGAUGGAACUGCGGGUGAAGCAACGGGCGAGUCGUUGACAUUUGGAACAGUUCCCGUUCAGGAGAUCGACAUGGCGAGCCUGCGACGCCACAUCGGCUACGUCCCACAGGCACCCUUUCUCUUUCCCGCCUCGAUCGCAGAAAACAUCGCCUAUGGGCUGCCCGAGGACUCGCCUCUUCGCAGUUCAGGGAAUCUCGAGCUGGCGGCUCGGGAGGCAGGCAUCCACGAUUUUAUCUAUAGCCUGGCUGAUGGCUAUGAUACCGUGGUUGGCGACGGGGGGCAGACACUCAGCGGUGGCCAAGCCCAAAGAGUCUGCAUUGCCCGGGCGUUGGCGCGGCGCCCAGAGAUCCUCGUGCUGGAUGAACCCACAAGCGCGCUGGAUGCCGAGAGCGCGGAGGGUGUUAGGCGCACCAUCCAAGCUCUGAUGGACGCCGCCAGGGGAAGCGUCGCUCGCCUCGGGGGCAGUUUUGGUAUUGCCGACGUGCACAGUCGAACGCGACAGCAGCUCUGUGUCAUCAUGGUCACUCACAGCCAGGAGAUGAUGCGCAUGGCCGACCGAAUCCUUGUCGUAGACCAUGGCAAUGUCGUGGAGACGGGGGUCUAUGACGAGCUCUACGAGAGAAAGGGCAAGUUUGCAGAGCUCGUCAGCGGCGGUAUAUGGAUGGGCAAUAAUGACAUGAAUAGCCAUACGGCACGGCAAAUGGCCAAGGGGAAUACGGAGGAGACUGGUGGCGGGGUGGAUCGCGGUGAGAGAAGCAGUCAUCGAGACCCGACAGAUCUGCCCCUGAGAACACCGAGCGUGCUGGACGGACAAGAGUUUCCGGUGAGGGCCAGGUGGGUUGGCGCUCGGGAUAUAGAUUGGAGCCCCGGCUCUGGACCGGCUUCGGGUAUCCUGAGUCCGCUGGCGAGUCCGUUUAGCCGGCCGUCUCGAAGGAGGGAACGGAGGGCAGACGAGGGUGCGUGA
Messenger RNA from Anthostomella pinea, 4764 nucleotides. NCBI's taxonomy places the organism in Eukaryota, Fungi, Ascomycota, Sordariomycetes, Xylariales, Xylariaceae. The record is from the annotation of a GenBank genome assembly.